AUGGCAUCUUUAAACCAACUGAAAUUUCACUAUGAUUUUGAUCUAGCAACGUUGCGAUCUUUCUCGCGCAUUAGCUUCGGCUACCAAGCACGCUCCUCUCGUGUCCACCACAAACUCUUCAUUAUGGAAAUCAAAAUGGCUUCCAGUUUAACAUCACUUGAUUUUUAUCUACUCGAUGAUAUUGAUGCCUACUUAUCACCUAUACAAUCUAAAACAAAUAAAAAUGAUUUAAUUAACGAUACUAUUGAUGAUCAUAGUCAACAUCAUGAAGAUCUGCUUACAGAUUUUGAUUUUUCUGCUUUUGAAGAAAAAUCAGAUUUCAUUAAUUCCCUCGAUAUCGACGAAUUAGAUAUUGAGAAAUGGAUCACUCAAUCAUCUUUUCCAUCACCACCAAUGGACUCGACCAUUUCUUCAGAUGAUGAUGUUUCAACAACCACUUUUUCUGAAUAUCCAAUCAAUAUCGAUAUGGUUGUUCCACCAUCUCCCCCGCUAUCAACUGCAACAUCAUCACCAGCACCAUCGACAAAGAAAAGCAAACUAUCCGUGAUCGACCGGAAAUUGCGAAAGAAAGAUCAAAAUAAAACUGCCGCUGAAAAGUAUCGUGUAAAGAAAAAAUCGGAACGUCAUUUUUUGCUUGAUCGACAUGCGGCAUUGAAGAACACAAAUCGAGAACUGAAAUUGGAAUUGGAAAACUUAACUUUUCGUGUCGAAAAAUUCAAACAAUUAUUUGUUGAUUUACUUCAAAUCGAUCCUUCAACAGGAAAUUAA
Molecule: messenger RNA, 768 nt
Organism: Adineta ricciae
Lineage: Eukaryota; Metazoa; Rotifera; Eurotatoria; Adinetida; Adinetidae
Source: the annotation of a GenBank genome assembly